This is a messenger RNA of Xiphias gladius (swordfish), 3368 nucleotides long. RefSeq names its product phosphatidylinositol 4,5-bisphosphate 3-kinase catalytic subunit gamma isoform. Bases 1 to 3336 code for a protein of 1111 amino acids. Gene Ontology annotation, cellular component: phosphatidylinositol 3-kinase complex, class IB; phosphatidylinositol 3-kinase complex, class IA; cytoplasm. NCBI's taxonomy places the organism in Eukaryota, Metazoa, Chordata, Actinopteri, Istiophoriformes, Xiphiidae. Gene Ontology annotation, biological process: phosphatidylinositol-3-phosphate biosynthetic process; phosphatidylinositol 3-kinase/protein kinase B signal transduction; cell migration. The transcript is spliced from 12 exons. Gene Ontology annotation, molecular function: 1-phosphatidylinositol-3-kinase activity; 1-phosphatidylinositol-4-phosphate 3-kinase activity. The record is from RefSeq and is a predicted model, not a curated record.
AUGGAUCCUGGGUUGUUCCUGAAUCAGCCUGACAGUCCACGUGCCGUGGUCUCUCUAAUAGGGAUGUCGACUCAAGGCUGCUCUGAGAACAACUUGAAGUUUAUCUGUGAGUUUAAGCCUGAGCCUGGUCCACCACCAGGUUGUGAUGAGGAUUGCAGUGCCACUGUAGAUUGCAAAUCAGUGUCAGUCGUCCUCCCUGCACAGUGUAUCAUCUACCAGCUGCGGCUACGCAUCUGUAUGCAGGCCCAGGAAAAAAACUGCCAUCCCGAUCCACUUGCAAUACUUGACCCAGAGAAAUACACUCUGCUUUAUACCAGGGGGGAUGACUGGUAUGAGGCCUACGAUGACUGUCAGGUUGUCAGAACGUUAGACAUUCCAUGGUCAUGUGAUGACACUGGGCGUCUAUUGGCACACAUAGUGGUGAAACCUCUGGUGGCAGUUGAUUCAGAGGAGAAGAAGAAACAGCAGCAGUGUCUGUCUUACCUGAUUGGGCAUAACCUGGAGAAAGAAGCAUCCAACAGACUUGAUGAGCUCACAUUCACCCGCAGGAAACUGGCAUCUCCUAGAAGACAAGAGCUAAAAAAUCGGGAUGACAAGUUGUAUGCCACAGAGCCUUGGAUAACAUGUGCCCCCGUUCCAGCUGACCUACAGGACUGGCUAAACAAAAAACUUCCUGUCACCAUCCAUUACAUGAACAAGAUCAGCUUCAGCAUAGAGGUUGAUCUUAAUGCAACGCCAAACGUUCUUCUUAAAGUUUUUAGAAGGGUGAUGGAAGACCAGGGGCUUGAUUAUGACACUUGUGACGGUUUGGUGUUAAAAGUCUCAGGGAGGGAGGAGUUUCUAUCCGGAGACUACCCCCUCAGCGAUUUCCUCUGGGUUCGACAGUGCUUGAAAAGCAAUCAAGACUUCCACGUCUCUGUGGUACCUGUGUCGCAGCUUGUCGAGGAGACUGUCAAGUUUGUGGAUUGGCCACUCGUUGAUGGUUUCAGUGGCCAGUUCAGCUGCCAUGAUGAUCUCCGCCUCGAGGGGAAGGAUUUGGAUGACAUCUUCAUGAUAUCCUUGUGGGAUUGCAACAGAAAACUCAGAGUCAAAUUACUUGGCUUUGACAUACCAACAUUUCCAAGCAAAUGCCCUCAGUCUGUUUAUGUUGAAGCCUCUAUACUUUAUGGUAGCAAGGUUCUCUCUUCAGUGUCCUCCGUUCCCAAGGCCUUCGCAGAUGAAGUACUGUGGAAUGAAUGGCUGGAUUUUGAUGUUCUCCUCAGGGAUCUGCCACGUGGAGCCAAGCUGGGUUUCACUAUUAAUGCGAGUGGUGAUGACAUCUCCCUAAGUACCAAAGACUCAGGGGAGGGGAAGGUGCUGUACUUUGUUAAUCUUCUCCUCAUAGAUCACAGGUCUGUCCUUAGCCAGGGCCCCUACACCCUGCACAUGUGGUCCUACCCUGACAUGGAGGAAGAGGCCAUCACCUACCAGGCAGACAAGCUGUCCUCUGCUACCAACCCAGACAUAGCUAACGCCAUGGCUAUCAGCUUCCUUCUAGAUCGCUACAGUUUCCCUGUAGUUCUCCCAAAUAGCUUUAGUCACUCUGAAUGUUCUGAUGGUCCCACCUCCAGCCUCUCCCCAACCAUAUCUAUUGCCUCCUCUCAUGCUCCUUCCUCCUCCUCAUCCUCACCCUCUUCCACCUUACCUAGCACAGAUUCUUCCUCUCUGCAUGUGAAACCUCUUUUGGACCCAUCAACUGACACUGAAACUCUCAGAUCCCACUCCCCAUUAUUCAGCACCAACAGGGCUUGCCUCAAAAGGUUCCGGGAAGAGAGCAUUCACUAUGCCUCCAACCUACCCCACUACCUGCGCAGUGUUGAUUGGAUGAACCGCAAGGUGGUGGAGGAUGUCCACUGGCUACUGGGAAACUGGGAUCCUGUGGAUCUGGAUGUAACAGUGGCCCUGGAGCUGUUAAGCAUGGACUUUGCUGACGAGAUGGUCAGGAGACUUGCAGUCCAGAGAUUGGAAAGCCUGUCCAAUGAUGAUGUAAUGAAGUAUUUGCUGCAGCUGGUGCAGACCCUUAAAGUUGAACCUUACCAUGACAGUUUCCUUGCUCGAUACCUCAUCCAGAGAGCUCUGCGGAGCAAGAGAAUCGGGCACUUCUUCUUCUGGUACGUCCGCAGUGAAGUGGCAGGGUGUCCGUACUUCUGCAAACGCAUGGCUGUGAUUCUGGAGGCCUACCUGCUGGGCUGCGGCCAGGCCAUGCUCGACAGCUUCACCCAGCAGGUCCAGGCUGUUGAGGCCCUACAGGAGGUUGCUCUAAUGAUUAAGAAGCUCUUCCCUGACAAGACCGACCUCACUCCUACAGCUCCCCUCAGGCUUCAAGAACUUCUUAGAAACUGUAAUCUGCCGAAUGAAUUCCUGCUGCCCUUUGACCCCCGCGUCAAAGUUGGAACGAUCCUGCUGGACAAAUGCAAGGUGAUGGCCUCUAAGAAGAAGCCCCUGUGGCUGGAGUUCUCUCCCAUGCCAUCGCCCACCUCUGCUACACCUGUCGGAAUAAUCUUCAAACAAGGCGACGACCUCAGACAGGACAUGCUGGUCAUUCAGACAUUGGUGGUGAUGGACUCUAUCUGGCAGGAGAAAUCUCUGGACCUUAACCUUGUUCCAUAUGGCUGCAUCUCCACGGGACACAACAUAGGUAUGAUCGAGAUUGUGAGAAAUGCAGCCACCAUCGCUGCAGUCCAGAGGAACCACAGAGGAACAACUGCAGCCUUCAGAAACGAUGCUCUGUUUGAGUGGCUCAAGUCUAAGUGUCCACUCCAGGAAAUUCACUACAAGAACGUGGAGAGGUUCGUGAAGUCCUGUGCCGGUUACUGUGUUGCCACUUACGUAUUGGGUAUAGGAGACCGACACAAUGACAACAUCAUGAUCACAGACCAAGGGAACUUGUUUCACAUCGACUUUGGUCACAUCCUGGGUAACAGGAAGCACUUCCUUGGAGUGAACAGGGAGCGUGUACCAUUUGUCCUCACACCUGACUUCCUGUAUGUCAUGGGCAGGGUCAAAGGUCGCAACAGCCUCUAUUUUCAACGGUUCAGGGACACGUGCACCCAAGCGUACCUCUCCUUGCGCUCCCACUCGCGUCUGCUGGUCACCCUUUUCUCCCUCAUGCUGCUGACCGGCAUCCCAGAGCUGAGUGCUGCAGAGGACAUGCGUUACCUGCGGGAGGCACUCCAGGAGGAGCAGGGUGAGGCAGAGGCCAAGGAGCAUUUCCUCCAGCAAAUCUCUGUGUGUGAGCAGCUGGGCUGGACUGUGCAGGCCAACUGGUGGAUCCACAUGGUGGCAGGCAUCAAGUAGAGUGUUUUAUUUUAUUGUGCUUCAGCUCUGGA